ACUUCCUCUUUAACAUCCGCUCCCUCGGUUAUUUCUGCAGGCAUGGCGCGCUCUACAUCUUGUGUCGCAGCAGCUGCUCUGCUUCUGCUGGUGGCCCUGGCGGCGGUGCCGCGGAGGGAGGCGGCGCUGACGUGCGGGAAUGUGGUGAUGUUCCUGUCGCCGUGCAUCCCGUACGCACGGGGCACGACGGCGGCGCCGUCGGCGGCGUGCUGUAGCGGGGUUCGGGGGCUGAACGAGGCCGCAAAGACGACGCCGGAUCGGCGGACGGCCUGCAACUGCAUCAAGUCGACCAUCGCCUCUCUCAGCGGCAUCAAGCCCGCCGUCGUCAGCGGCGUCCCCAGCAAGUGCGGCGUCAGCGUCCCGUACCCCAUCUCCACCUCAGUCGACUGCUCCAAGGUGGAGUAAUUAAGAUAGAAUACGUGGAUUAGAAUAAAAAGGCAGGAGACAUGAGGCGAAAUGCUCAGCACUACUCCUACGUAUUACCUUUACUUUGUGUCUUAAUCGAACUGCUUGUGUACGUCUACCCUACGUACUACGUAUGGUACGCAUGGUAUUGUACAUGCAUACAAAUGCAUGGUAAGCAUGUAUUGUAAUAUCGUGUGGCAUAAUACAAUGGUUAAUCUGGUAUUC
Zingiber officinale is the source of this 630-nucleotide messenger RNA. Its product is annotated as non-specific lipid-transfer protein-like. Bases 43 to 405 code for a protein of 120 amino acids. The transcript has 2 exons. Gene Ontology annotation, biological process: lipid transport. The record is from RefSeq and is a predicted model, not a curated record. Gene Ontology annotation, molecular function: lipid binding. Gene Ontology annotation, cellular component: membrane. Lineage: Eukaryota; Viridiplantae; Streptophyta; Magnoliopsida; Zingiberales; Zingiberaceae.